Molecule: messenger RNA, 11181 nt
Organism: Alligator mississippiensis (American alligator)
Lineage: Eukaryota; Metazoa; Chordata; Crocodylia; Alligatoridae
Gene: PTPRQ
Product: protein tyrosine phosphatase receptor type Q
Exons: 64
Coding region: 158-10363 (3401 amino acids)
Biological process (GO): protein dephosphorylation
Molecular function (GO): protein binding; protein tyrosine phosphatase activity
Source: RefSeq, a predicted model, not a curated record
CGCCCCGCCCCGCCCGCCUCUUCCGAGUCUCCUUCAUCCCCGAGCGAGGCCGCCAGAAGUUAUCACAUCUAUCUAAGCAGGCAAGGGUUUGGUUUUUUGGAGGUCAUUGAGAUUCAGAAACGAAACAGGUGCUGUGAGUCUAAAAGAUUCUUACCAUAUGGACCAAGCAAUUCUUCUGCUGUGUUUAUUAGAAUCUGUAUUUCAGAUUUCAAAGAGUCUAGACUGUGAUCAAGUGAGAAGACCUACAAGACCAGUUUUGCUAGAGUGGUCUGAAUUCCCAAAAGGAGAAAAUCCAGAACUUUAUGUUGUAACAUAUCAGCAAACAGAUGACUUCCACAAAAAAAAUGUAGAAAAUAUUUCUACAGUUGUGUCUAAACCUCUGAAUUCUAUUCUGCUAGAAGAAAACAAAAGCUAUGAUGUUACAAUAGAAGCAUUAAAGAAUGGGAAAAUCUUGAGUGGAAAAUCAUUUAAGACACGUGGAAUCUCAGUGAACAACAUCAAAACAUUUGUGGCCAUGACUACUGUAUCUUUUAACUGGAGUAUACUAGCUAAUGACUUUUCAGUCUCAAUUUCACUGAAUAACAUGUCACGGAUUAUGCAACAAAAUGAUGUCUUCUCUGAAUGGGAUAAUUUAACAUCUGCAACCUUGUAUAGUUUUAAGUUUGAAUUUAAACAACUGCUGCUCGAGUUUAUAAGUGUGUCUCAAACACUGGAUAUUCAAGUUGAAACAGGUUUGUGUUCACAAGGAUGGCUUGCAUUCAAAGGCAGUUGCUAUAAAAUAAGCAGAGAAAGCAAACCAUGGGGUAUGGCACAACAAAUCUGUGAAUUAUCUGCACUGGGGGCACAUCUUGUUGACAUAAAGACUGAAGAAGAAAAUGCAUUUAUAUCUUCUUACCUUCAGAGAUUCAAUAAAAUAAUCAUUCUAUGGACAGGACUUAAUGACAUGAAGGAAGAAGGUCACCUCGUAUGGACAGAUGGAUCUCCUUAUCUUGGAAAAAAUGACAUUUCAUCUUUAUCAGUGAUACCAGAGAAUGAAACUGACUGUUAUGCUUUUCAGCAAAAUCCAACUGGUCCAAACUAUUUCUUCACAGGAUUUUUCUGCUUUUUAUCUUUGCCAUAUAUUUGUGAAUAUGAAUUACCUCCUGUACCAGAUAACUUCAUGUUCUAUGUGCAGGAUAUUCAGACAACGGAAGCUGUAUUUGGUUGGAGUGAUUUGAGGAACUGGCUCAAAUCAGGAUUUGAACUUAUAAUUAAAUACUACCUUGAUCAUUUGGAACAACAUAUUCAAAGCUUGUCUCGAUAUACAACACAUGCCAGAGUUGAUCAGUUGUCUCCUGGACGCUUCUAUAGAUUUUUAUUAUCAGCAAGUAGCCCAAGCGGGGCAUACACUAACUUAAGCCCCAUUCUGCUGGUAGAAACAAGGCCAUUACAUUCUCAAAAUUUAGAGGCUGUCCAUGUCUCAUCAACAGAAAUACAUUUACAGUGGGAUCCUCCGCAGAACUCAACCAGUGCAUCUUUUCAUUACUAUCUUGUCACCAUUUUGGAUGCUGAAACAAACAAAUGGGAGAAGUUAGCAGUUGAAAAAAUUAACACUUCAACAAUAAUUGGAAACCUCAAGCCUUUUCAUCAGUAUUAUAUAUACUUACAGACUGUGGCUGAAAAAGGCUCUCUAAGCUGCAAUGAGAAGACAAUAUUAAUCACAACAGCUGUCAGUCCACCUAGCAGGGUUUUUAUUCAUCCUGAGGAUGUGCAAGAAGACAGCAUGAUUCUUAACUGGGAACUACCACCAGAGGGCCAGAAAUCCUACAUUCAAGUGAAACCUAUUAUGGAUGUGGAUGAAACUGUAACAUUUCAAUUAAACAACACACAGAGCUUAAAGGUUGAUCUUCUAAUCCCUGGAAUGACUUACGAAAUAGCAGUAGCAACUGUGAAUAAUGGAAAUAUGAGUGAACUGAAGAUAAUUCAAUGCACACUAAAGCCUAAACCAGUUGAAAUUGUUGUCCCCUAUGAAGUUCAUAGUUAUUCUGUGAUUUUAUUUAUUAAGAUGCCUGAUGUUGGAAUAUUUGAUGGUAUAUAUGUUACAAGUAAAGGAGGGCCUAAUGCAACAUUUGCUUUAAAGAAUGAUGACACAAUAACUAUUGAAAACUUGAUCCCAGGCACAGAAUAUGACUUUUAUGUUUUCACAAUAAGUGGAAACAUGUUGAGUUCUGUAAAUCAUGUAUCUGCAGUAAGAACAUGUCUGGCAGCUCCAACAAAUGUACGUGAAGGUAAUAUUACUGACACUUCAAUACAAAUUGUUUGGGAUCGUGCUGAUGGAAAUUUUCAGCAGUAUGAAGUCACAUGUACAAAUUGUGCACGUGCUCUAAUGGUACAAAAAAUCACACAAGAAAUGGCAGUAUUUUCCAGCCUUAUUCCUGGAAUGCUAUACAACUUCACGGUUCGAACAGAAAAAGAAGGUUUCAAAGAUAGCCUUUUUGAAAUAAAGGGAAUAGAGACAGAACCAAACUCGGUUAAAUAUGUAAAUCACAGUAAAGAUUCUGAAUCAAUAACUGUCACCUGGCCACCUGCACAAAAUAUAUUCGAUGGCUACAUUGUUUCAAUAGUCAGCAAAAGCUUCAGCAAAAAAGAAAUAUUAUCUUCCAGUGUAAGAAUAUUCAAAUUUGAUGGCCUUCUUCCAGGGACUGACUACUUAUUUAAUAUUGUGACUACCAAUGGAUUAAAAAGAAGUCGUCCUACCAUGCUCAAGAUUAGCACUAAUCCUGAUCCACCCUCUGAUUUACAGGUUUUAGGGAAAGAAGAGCACACCAUAUAUUUUUCUUGGAAAGUGCCAAGGGGAGGAUUUGAUGCAUUUCAGCUUUCCUAUCAUUUGAGAAGCAGUGAAACUCUAUUUACUACAACUGUUAAUGGCAACAGAGCUGUAGUGAAAAAUCUGAUACCUGGAAUGGAGUACUUGUUUCAGUUAAAGACAAUCAAUGGCUUGGAUUCCAGUACAGCUAUAGAGAAAAAAGUUAAUACAAAACCAGCUGCAAUAUGUGGUCUAACAUUAAGGAUGGCCAACACUUCUUCUGCAGCAUUAAUGUGGAAUCCAACAAGGACCAAUUUCACAUAUUAUAAAGCAUUUCUGUCAAACACCACAUUCAUAAAAGAAUAUAACAUUUCAAGAGCACUGUCUGAAUUCACAGUUACCAGUCUGACUGCUGGUGGCAUUUAUAAUUUCACAAUACAAAGAAUAAGAGGAAGUGUUCAAGGAGUUAGCAUGCACAUUGAAAUUGUAACAGAACCUGCAAAGCCAGAAGGACUUAGAGCCUCUAACAUUUCAUCAUAUUUUUUUUCUCUGCACUGGAGACUACCCUAUGGACAUGUAGACAGGUUUCAAGUGGAUCUUACUCCUGAGCAUGGUUUUGUUACUAUCCUAGAACUUGGAGGAGGGCAGUAUCAGGCUGAUUUUUCUAGUACUACUCCUGGAACAACAUACAAUGUGACAGUUUCUUCAGUUUCUUCCUCAGCCUACAGUUCACCAGUCAGUAGAACAGUGACAACAAAUGUAACCAAUCCUGGACCUCCUGUGUUCCUUGCGGGUGAAAGAGUGGGUUCUGCAGGAAUUCUGCUCUCUUGGAAUACACCGCCACAUCCUAAUGGGAGGAUUAUAUCGUACAUUGUUAAAUAUAAGGAGGUCUGUCCAUGGAUGCAAACUACUUAUACAGAAGUUACAGCAAAACCGGAUAGUUUGGAGGUUCUUCUUACCAAUCUUAACCCUGGAACAACUUAUGAAAUUAAGGUUGCUGCUGAGAACAGUGCUGGUGUUGGAGUAUUCAGUGAUCCUUUCCUCUUUCAAACAGCAGAAAGUGCUCCAGGUAAAGUAGUGAAUCUCACAGUUGAGGCCUUAAAUUAUUCAGCUGUAAAUCUGAUCUGGUUUCUGCCUCGGCAACCAAAUGGAAAGAUAACUAGUUUCAAGAUUAGUGUGAAACAUGCAAGAAGUGGAAUUGUAGUGAAAGAUGUCUCUGUUAAAGUAGAGGACCUUCUGUCUGGGAGGUUACCAGAAUGUAAUGAUAACAGUGAAUCAUUUUUGUGGAGUACCACAACACCUUCAACAACUUUUGGAAAAUCUACAGUUCCUUCACAGACUACGCUUACACCAGUUACGAUAGCACCUAGUAAAAUGAGCUCUGUCUGGAAUGAACCAAUUAGCUUUGUUGUAACUAAUCUUAGACCAUAUACCACUUACCUUUUUGAGGUCUCUGCAGUUACCACUGAAGCAGGUUAUAUUGACAGUGCAAUUGUCCGAACACCAGAAUCAGUUCCAGAAGAUGCACCACAGAAUUUUGCUAAAGGCAAUAUUACAGCAAAAUCCUUUUCAGUGUCUUGGGACCCACCAACCAUAGUAACAGGAAAAUUUAGCUACAGAGUUGAGCUAUAUGGACCUUCUGGUCGUAUUGUGGAUAACAGCACAAAAGAUCUCAAGUUUAUAUUUAAUAACCUAAUACCAUUUACAACAUAUGAUGUCUAUGUUGGUGCUGAGACAAGUGCUGGUGUGGGGCCUAAGGCUAAUCUUACAAUUUUCACUCCAGCUGGAGUUCCAAGUGCUGUAUCUGAUUUACAACUAGUAGAGGUAGAAGCCACACUCAUAAAAAUUGUUUGGAGAAAACCACAGCAACCAAAUGGAAUUAUUACUCAAUAUAGGGUUACAGUCAUAGUUCAGAAUACAGGAGAGCCUCUAGAAAAUACAAUUCUCACAGGAAAAAUUAAGUAUUUGAUUGAUUCUAUGGAUCCAGACAUAAUAAAUGAAAAUAUCCAGUCUUUCACCUGGAAUACAAUAGAAACAGCCACUGGAUUAUAUGAAGGCUCAGGCGAGAUGUUCUCCACAAUACAAACAGAUUCCCCAGGAAUAUUUAUGAGUUUGUCUAAUGAUAAUUUGCCCAAUAUGGAUGGAGCUGAAGAAUUACAUUCAGCUUCUGAUAACGAAUAUGCCAUUGAUAUUUCAGCUGAAGAGCUGUCAUAUGUUAUAAAAGGCCUUCUGCCUUUCACAAACUACACAAUCAGUGUGUCUGCUUUCACUAUGAUUGGAGAAGGGCCACCAGCUGUUCUCUCAGUUAGAACAUGUGAACAAGUGCCCAGCUCAGUACAAAAUAUACAUUAUAAAAAUAUUAGUUCAUCAUCUGUUUUGCUAUAUUGGGAUCCUCCAGCAAAUCCAAAUGGAAAAAUCACUCAUUAUACAGUUUAUGCAAUGGAAUUGGAUACAAAGAGAACAUUCCAGUUGAUAACCACAAACAACAGCUUAUUUAUAACAGGUUUGGAAAAGUACACAAAUUAUAAAAUGAGAGUAGCAGCAUCCACUACUGUGGGAGAGAGUGCUCUGUCUGAAGAGAAUGAUAUUUUUGUAAGAACACCAGAAGAUGAACCAGGCUCCCCACCUCAGAAUGUAAAGUUAUUAGAUGCAACUGCAACAGAAAUAAACUUGAGAUGGUCACCACCUGAUCAACCUAAUGGGAUCAUAACUCAUUAUGAAGUUUUGUACAAUUAUGCCAAUGAUCUAUUUAUUAAAAAUACCUCAAAUACAAGUAUUUUAUUACGUGGACUGAAACCUUACACUGCCUACAACAUUUCUGUAAGGGCUUUUACUAGACUGGGCCAUGGAAAUCAGUCAUCAUUUCCACUGUCUGUAAGAACUCCUGAAACUGUUCCUGAUACUGCCCCAGAAAAUAUCACGUAUAGAAACAUCUCAUCUAUGGAAAUCGAAUUAUCAUUUUUUCCACCAUCUGAUCCCAAUGGGAUCAUACAGAAGUACACUGUAUACCUCAGGGAGAGUAAUGGAACUGAGCAAAGAAUCAUAAAUUCUACCCUUCAGACACUACGUAUUACAGGUUUAAAGAAAUAUACAAAAUAUACAGUAGAAAUAUCUGCAAGCACUACCAAAGGUGAAGGGGUUCAUAGUGCACCACAUGACAUACUGACAGAUGAAGAUGUUCCUAGUUCUCCUCCAGAAUCACUUUCUGUAAAACAGUUGUCGGGUGUCAUUGUGAAGUUGUCAUGGAAACCACCACUGGAGCCAAAUGGAAUUAUCCUUUAUUACACAGUUCAUGUCUGGGAUAAAAUGUCAAAAAGAAGUGUUAAUGUCACUGAAACAUCACUGCAGUUCACAGACCUUGAAAAUAACAAUGAAUAUAGUGCUUAUGUAACAGCAAGUACCAGAUUUGGGGAUGGAAACAUAAAAAGUAGCACAAUAAAGUUUAGAACUUCUGAAGGAGCACCGUCUGAUCCACCAAAAGAUGUAACGUAUGUAAACCUCACAUCCUCAUCAAUAUUGAUCUUCUGGUCCCCUCCUCAAAAGCCUAAUGGGAUUAUACAGUAUUAUUCAAUUUAUUACAAAAAUAAUUCGGGCAUUUUUAUGCAGAAUUUCACCCAUUAUAAUGUUGACAGUGGUGCUGAUAAUAAAUCUCUGUCUGCAGUAUUAGACAACUUGGCAAAAUUCAGCUACUAUACUCUUUGGUUAACUGCAAGUACUGCCUUUGGAAAUGGAAACAAAACCAGUGACGUAAUAGAGGUGUAUACAGAUCAAGAUAUUCCAGAUGGUCCGGUUGAAAGUUUGACCUACCAAAAUAUUUCUUCAACUGCUAUAAAUGUAAGCUGGCUUCCACCAUCUCAGCCAAAUGGCAUUGUGCUCUUCUACGUUUCUCUGAGUUUGUGGAAUAUUCAGAAUCACAGUGAGAUACUGUCUCUCAUUACCUAUAAUACGAGCAUGGUUUUUGAUAAGCUAGAAAAAUAUACUGAUUAUCUUCUGCAAAUCACUCCGGCGACAGAAAAGGGACUCUCUGAAAUUCACACUGCAGGUCUGCACAUCAAAACUGAUGAAGAUGUCCCAGAAUCUGCGCCUAUAAUCACAACUUUUAAAAAUCUUUCAUCUACCUCAGUUCUGUUGUCGUGGGAUCCUCCACUCCAUCCAAGUGGUAUCAUAAUAAGUUAUGAUUUAAACUUACUUGAACCAGGGAAGAGUAAUUAUUUUUUUACCUCCAAUAAUUCCAUCAUUUUGGAAGAUCUUUUGCCAUUUACAUUGUACAGUUUUUUUGCUGCUGCAAGAACUAUAAAAGGUCUUGGUCCAUAUGCUACACUUCUCUUUUACACAGAUGAAUCAGUUCCAUUAGCGCCUCCUCAGAAUUUGACUAUUGUCAACUACACAGCAGAUUCUGUGUGGCUAAAGUGGAAUCCAAGUCCUCAGCCAAAUGGUGUUAUUAAGAGAUAUACUUUCAAGAUUCACCAAGGCAAUAAUGAAAACCUAUUUUUUCAGAAUGUUUCAGGUUCACAAAAUGAGGCAAACCUUGUUGGAUUGGAGCCAUUCAGCACUUAUUUUAUCAGUAUUUCAGCCUUUACAAAAGUUGGAAAUGGCAAUCAGUUCAGUAACAUCAUCAAAUUCACAACAAAGGAAUCAGUUCCAGAUAUUGUCCAGAAUGUUCAGUGUACUGCAACUAGUUGGCAGUCAGUUCUAGUGCAGUGGGACCCACCUUCCAAGUCAAAUGGCAUCAUUACACAUUACAUCAUAAGUUCUGAAGGAAAUUCUACAAACUUUUCUUUUUAUGACAUGGUGCACACUGUCAGACAUCUGAUGUCAAAUGUUUCUUACCAAUUUAAAAUAAGAGCUGCAACAUCUGCUGGUGAAGGAGAAGAGCAGAUCUGUAAUGCCAGCACAUUUCCAGAAAGAGUUCCCAGUGCUCCCAGAGAUAUUGCUUUUUCCAAUGUGCAAUCAACAAGUGUGACCUUGAGAUGGAUAACACCAGAUAGCAUCCUUGGCUACUUCCAAAACUACAAGAUUACUAUCCAGCUACAGUCAAUGCAUUGUGAAGAUUGGGAAAUCAAUGGAUGUGUGGAGUAUGAGAAGGUUCAGUACUCACAUGGAAAUGUUGUUGGAGACCAUAUUGAGGAGACAGUACAUGAACUAAAAAAAUUCAGAUGGUAUCGGUUUAAAGUGGCAGCAAGUACAAACGCUGGUUAUGGCAGUUCUUCGCCCUGGAUUUCUACACAAAUGCUGCCUGGCUCUCCAGAUGGUCCUCCAGAAAAUGUAACUGUAGUAGCUGUAUCUCCUCACAGUAUUAAUAUCAGCUGGAAUGAACCUGACAUCAUUACUGGACCAACAAGCUACCUCAUAAACAUUACCUCAGUAGAUAGUGACAAUUACAAAGCUGUAUUUCUUAAGACAAAUGAUGAGGAUAGAACCCUGGAAAUUUCAGAUUUAAAAGCAUUUACAAAAUAUUCUGUGGUAAUCAUCGCCUUUACAGGAGAUGUAAAUGCUGCAUAUCUUGAGGGCAAAGCUAGCACACCAGUAAUUGUCUCCACUUUUGAAACAGUGCCUAAAGACCCACCAAACAACAUAACAUUUCAGAAGAUACCAAAUGAAGUAACAAAAUUCCAAGUGACAUUUGUGCCACCCUCUGAACCUAAUGGAAAUAUUCAAAUAUAUCAAGCUAUGGUUUACAAUGAAGAAGACCCUUCUGUUGUCCAGAUUCACAAUCUAAGUGUCAUUGACAAAACAAAUAAAUUAAUCACUGCUAUGAUAGAAGGGCUAAAAGGAGGCUAUACAUAUAACAUAAGUGUGUAUGCAAUCAACAGUGCUGGUGCAGGGCCAAAAAUCCAGCUGAAAAUAACCAUGGAUAUAAAAGAACCACCACGCCCUAAGAAGAAACCAACACCAGUUUACAAUAAGAGUGGGGCGCUACUUGUUACUGAUACAACAAUUGCUAUCAAAAUGCCUGUUUGUUACUAUAGUGAUGUCCAUGGACCUAUUAAAAAGAUACAAGUUCUUGUAGCUGAAGCAGGAGUUCAGCAUGAUGGGAAUGUUACUAAGUGGUAUGAUGCCUACUUCAAAAAGCCAAGGCCAUAUUUUACCAAUGAAGGCUUUCCUAAUCCACCAUGUUUAGAGGGAAAGGAAGGAGUGAGUGUUAAAGAAGAUGUAUAUGUCAUAGGUGCUGAUACCACAUGUUUGAUACCAGGCAGUGAAGAUAAAAUCUGCAAUGGCCCACUGAAACCAAGAAAGCAAUACUUAUUUAAGUUCAGAGCAACAAAUGUUAAAGGCCAGUUUACAGAUUCUGAAUAUUCUGACCCUAUCAAAACUUUAGGUGAGGGAGUGGCAGAAGGAUCUACAGAAGCAGGACUUGCAGUUACAUUAUGUAUACUUUCCAUGAUUCUUCUUGUGGCAGCAGUCUAUGCUUUUGCAAAGAUCCGAAAAAAGCAAAAAGAGGGAGGCACGUAUUCCCCACGGGAUGCAGAAAUUAUCGACACUAAAUUCAAACUGGAUCAGUUGAUUACAGUGGCAGACCUGGAAUUGAAGGAUGAAAGAUUUACACGAUGCUCUUCAUUUUUCUUUAGACGCAAGGAGAUAUAUGUCAUCCAGUUACUUAGUUAUAGAAAGUCCAUCAAGCCAAUAAGCAAGAAAUCCUUCCUACAACAUGUUGAAGAGCUUUGCACAAACAACAACCUAAAGUUUCAGGAAGAAUUUUCGGAACUUCCCAAGUUUCUUGAAGACCUUGCUUCUACUGAUGCUGAUCUGCCCUGGAACAGGUCUAAGAAUCGCUUUCCAAACAUAAAGCCAUAUAAUAACAACAGAGUGAAGCUGAUGGCUGAUGCUGGUAUACCGGGAUCUGAUUACAUCAAUGCCAGCUAUGUUUCUGGCUACCUAUGUCCAAAUGAAUUUAUUGCUACUCAAGGGCCAUUGCCAGGAACAGUGGGUGAUUUCUGGAGAAUGGUGUGGGAGACUAGAGCAAAAACACUUGUGAUGCUUACACAGUGUUUUGAAAAAGGACGGAUAAGAUGUCAUCAAUACUGGCCAGAAGACAAUAAACCUGUAACUGUGUUUGGAGAUAUAGUGAUUACUAAACUAAUGGAAGAUAAUCAAAGGGACUGGACCAUCAGGGAGAUAAAAAUUGAAAGACAUGGCGAUUUCAUGAUGGUACGCCAAUGUAAUUUUACUUCUUGGCCUGAGCAUGGGGUGCCUGAAACUACUGCUCCAUUAAUCCAUUUUGUAAAGCUGAUCCGUGCAAGCCGAGCACAUGACAAUACGCCUAUGGUUAUUCACUGCAGUGCUGGAGUUGGCAGAACAGGAGUUUUUAUUGCCUUGGACCAUUUAACCCAGCAUAUAAAUGAUCAUGAUUUUGUGGACAUCUAUGGACUUGUAGCUGAGCUGAGAAGUGAGAGAAUGUGUAUGGUACAGAAUCUGGCACAAUAUAUUUUUUUGCAUCAGUGUGUUUUGGACCUAUUGACAAGCACAGGAAGCAGUCAGCCCAUAUGUUUUGUAAAUUAUUCAGCAUUGCAAAAGAUGGACUCUUUGGAUGCCAUGGAAGGUGAUGUGGAACUUGAAUGGGAAGAAACUACCAUGUAAAUACUUGGGACAAAUAUUAUUAGGUCUUGGAAAACAAAAUGUUUUUUUUCUAAGUUCAGGGGCCAAAGUAAAUUCCCCUAUUACAAUGAAUUAAAUAGAAAGCAUCAUUUUAAAAAAUAUUGAAAUGAUUCUUCUCCUUGCAAUGUGCCUUCAUUAAUGUGGUAAACUAUUUUGUUCAAAUAACUAGACAAUAAAGAACAGCAAUACUUUGCACCAGCUGCAGUUCUGGUGUUACAUACCAUAAAUACUGUAUUCAUUAUGUAUUUAAAUUAAAAGUGUGCUCUGAACAAAUUCUCUUUCUUAUCUUGUAAAAGAUGAGAAGUUAUCUUGUAAAAGAUUAAAAGGAGCCAAAUGUGAUGUAAAAUUUUCAUAUUCCUAGCGUGUAUACUUCAGUGUGAAUUUGCUGUAGUCUUUGUGUUUGGUUUUGAGUAAAAGCAACAAUUCCUUGACACAGUUGAAUUAGUUUGGCCUCAAGGGUGUUGACAAUUCUUGUGGAUUACUUCCAGUAUUGUCACAAUGAUCUUUACCUAAAUGUAUGUUCUUAUGUUUUGAAUCUUCUGUUUUAUGAGUGCUAGGAUAUCAUCUUAUGAUCCCGAACAGCUGAAGAGACACCCUCUGACACUCUGAGGAUUAUUCAGCUUUUACACAGCACACAGUAGCUCUUUGAGGACACUUGGGGCUAUUUAAGCUAACUUGUGAUCAGUGGGUUGUUUUUCUAAAUGUGAUUGGUGGUUACACAUGCUUGGUGAUGAAAAAUUAUAUCUCACAUUCCUACUACUUUUGUAAAACUGAUACAAUAAAGUUUUAAAUUUAUUACA